AUGAUCGUCAGUGGAUGUAGAGGGUUCCCUCCACCCACCCCCCGGGGUGCACCGCCUCGUGUUGCUGCCGCUGCAGGCCGAGCGAGCGGGGGCGCGGGCCUCAGCAGGGGCCGGUCGGUGGCGCGCUGCCGGCCGCGAGGAUGUGCGCCUACUAGCGCCCGCCGCCCGCCGCCCGAUCGAUGCCUGCCGCCCGGUGGCGCCCGACCCCUCGCCGCACACCCCCCGCACCCCGCAGCACCGGCUCCACCCCCCGCCGGUCCAUCGAUCGAUAGCUCGUGUUCAGUCAGCGCACCGUGUUGCGUCGAUACAGUUGAACACCUCCACAGUGGACACGAAGGCGCGCUAUCGAUCCUCUCCAACCUCCACUCACAUCCAUGCUCGCUACCUGCUGCUCUCUGUUACAGGAUACUCAACAUACUCCAACAGAUAAACACCAUAACGACCGACUCAAUAUUUUAUCAAAAUGUUUAG
This is a messenger RNA of Danaus chrysippus (African queen), 471 nucleotides long. Lineage: Eukaryota; Metazoa; Arthropoda; Insecta; Lepidoptera; Nymphalidae. The record is from the annotation of a GenBank genome assembly.